Molecule: messenger RNA, 1603 nt
Organism: Hippocampus zosterae (dwarf seahorse)
Lineage: Eukaryota; Metazoa; Chordata; Actinopteri; Syngnathiformes; Syngnathidae
Gene: mbd3a
Product: methyl-CpG binding domain protein 3a
Exons: 6
Coding region: 211-975 (254 amino acids)
Source: RefSeq, a predicted model, not a curated record
GAGUCCCGCGGAUGGAUUACAGUUCAAUCGAGGGGGGUGACAUGGUGGGCGGAGUGAUCUUCGCCUGUAAAGGUCCUGUUUGAGGAAUGGUGAUCGAUAAAUAAAUUUCACGGUGCAAAUUCAUGACAGCGAUAGCAUAGUUGCUAGUUGACAUUUGCUACUUUUUAAGAACCGGCUUCGACUCCACGCCGAACGGGGACGUUUGGGAGUAUGGAACGGAAAAGUGUACCAGUCAGGCGUGUCCUCGGCAAUCCACAGACAGCGCGCGGUCCAGCCAACAACUUUCACAUGGAGGAGGCCGGCCAGUCUCGUGCCGCACAUUUAGUUCUUACUAAAGUCCAGCGAAGUGGGCACAAACAUCAUGAUGUCAACCAUCAAAUCAGGGCCAAGCCAGACUUGAACACAACACUGCCCGUUCGACAGACGGCCUCCAUCUUCAAGCAGCCAGUGACCAAAGUAACAAAUCACCCUAGCAACAAGGUGAAAACAGACCCGCAGAGGGCUGUGGACCAACCAAAGCAGCUGUUCUGGGAAAGGAAGCUGAGUGGGUUAAGUGCCUUUGACAUUGCAGACGAGCUGGUGAAAACCAUGGAUCUCCCCAAAGGCCUACAAGGUGUGGGGCCUGCGAGUUCUGACAAAACGCUGCUGUCCGCCAUCGCUAGCGCCCUCCACACAAGCCCCGCGCCUGUCACCGGCCAGCUCACGGCGGCCGUGGAGAAAAACCCGGGAGUGUGGCUCAACACCACGCAGCCUCUCUGCAAGGCGUUUGUGGUGACAGAUGAAGAUAUCAGGAAGCAAGAGGACCUUGUGCAGAGUGUGAGGAGGAGGCUGGAGGAAGCCCUCAUGGCGGAUAUGUUGGCUCAUGUUGAGGACGCCGCUGUGGUCGCGGCACCCGGCACGGUGGAAAAUGACCACGACGGCGGCGGCGAAGAAAAAGAGAAGGGGGCUGAGCGGGUGGAAAAGGAGGAGUUAUAGCCAAGGUACACAAAAUGGCUGUCAAUUCCAGUAGUGCUGACUGAUUUUUUUCUUACGUCGUUUACCACAACUUCAGCUGAAAUCAUCAAUUAUCCGGGAGGGGAUUUUUUUUCCCCCCUAGUUUUUGUCACUACUUCAACUAAACUAAAACUGAAACUUCUUCUCUUUGUCAACUGAAAAGGUGCUCUAAGUCUCAGCUUUUACCUCCAUCGAUUUUUCAGCGGAUAUUUUUGGUGCUGCACACUAUCCAUUCGGUGUCGUUUUCAUCACACAGCUGCUCAACAAGCGCAAACAAACCUGGUGUAUGUGAACUGUAAAAUAUCUCUGUAAAUGUGCGUCCAUUUGUGAAGAACAACACGACUUUGUUUCAUAUGCCCGCCGCCACUUAAGUGAUAUUUAUGCAAAGGAGCAUAGAGAAGAUUGCGGACUCGCUGCAUGCAUGCUGUACUUUCGCGCUCUCUAACGUUACACUUAAGAGAGCUCAGAUCGUUUCGUGGCUUUCAAAUAUUCUUGAUGGUUUACAAUAACUUUAGGUCAUGUUAUGUCAUGUCGCUCUAAAAUGUAAGAAACACUGAUACUUAACUACUGUACAUGAAUCCAAUAUUGUUAAAUAAAUGCAUCUUUUGGA